AGCCGCGGGCGCGGAGGUGCGCGGCCUCCUCCCUAGUCGUGCCGGCCCCGGCCCCCCAUCCCCGCGCCCCUCCCCGCAGCCGGCCGCGAUGGCGGAUCCAGCCGAAUGCAGCAUCAAAGUGAUGUGCAGGUUCCGGCCCCUCAACGAAGCGGAGAUUCUCCGCGGGGACAAAUUCAUCCCCAAGUUCAAAGGCGACGAGACCGUGGUGAUCGGGCAAGGGAAGCCGUAUGUCUUUGACAGAGUACUGCCGCCCAAUACAACCCAAGAGCAGGUUUACAAUGCAUGUGCAAAGCAAAUUGUCAAAGAUGUCCUUGAAGGUUAUAAUGGGACAAUUUUUGCAUAUGGACAAACCUCAUCAGGAAAGACCCACACCAUGGAGGGGAAGCUGCAUGAUCCUCAGCUCAUGGGGAUCAUCCCAAGGAUUGCACAUGAUAUCUUUGACCAUAUUUAUUCCAUGGAUGAGAACUUGGAGUUUCACAUCAAGGUUUCCUAUUUUGAGAUCUACCUCGACAAAAUAAGGGAUUUACUUGAUGUAUCCAAGACCAACUUGGCUGUUCAUGAAGAUAAAAACAGAGUUCCAUACGUAAAGGGGUGCACGGAGCGUUUUGUGUCAAGCCCGGAGGAGGUCAUGGAUGUCAUAGAUGAAGGCAAAGCAAACCGACACGUGGCUGUUACAAACAUGAAUGAACACAGCUCUAGAAGCCAUAGCAUCUUCCUGAUUAAUAUUAAACAAGAGAAUGUAGAGACUGAAAAAAAACUCAGUGGGAAGCUUUAUUUGGUUGAUUUGGCUGGGAGCGAAAAGGUCAGCAAAACUGGUGCCGAGGGAGCUGUUCUUGAUGAAGCUAAAAACAUCAAUAAGUCUUUGUCUGCUCUUGGAAAUGUGAUCUCUGCCUUGGCAGAAGGGACAAAAACACAUGUGCCAUACCGGGACAGCAAGAUGACUCGGAUCCUCCAGGACUCUCUGGGUGGGAACUGUAGAACCACCAUUGUCAUUUGCUGCUCUCCUUCUGUCUUCAAUGAGGCUGAGACCAAGUCCACGCUGAUGUUCGGACAGAGAGCUAAGACCAUCAAGAAUACAGUCUCUGUGAAUCUGGAACUGACAGCAGAAGAAUGGAAGAAGAAAUAUGAAAAAGAGAAAGAGAAAAACAAGACUUUAAAGAAUGUUAUCCAGCAUCUGGAGAUGGAGCUGAACAGGUGGAGGAAUGGAGAGGCUGUGCCUGAGGAUGAACAGAUCAGUGCUAAGGACCAGAAGAAUCUGGAGCCCUGUGAUAAUACACCCAUCAUAGACAACAUUGCUCCUGUUGUUGCUGGCAUUUCUACAGAGGAGAAGGAGAAGUAUGAUGAAGAGAUCUCCAGUCUUUACAGGCAACUGGAUGAUAAGGAUGAUGAAAUUAACCAACAGAGCCAGCUGGCUGAAAAGCUAAAGCAACAGAUGUUGGAUCAGGAUGAGCUUUUAGCUUCCACAAGAAGAGACUAUGAGAAGAUACAGGAGGAGCUGACCCGUCUCCAGAUUGAAAACGAAGCGGCCAAAGACGAGGUGAAAGAAGUUCUCCAGGCCCUGGAGGAGCUGGCUGUCAAUUACGACCAGAAGUCGCAGGAGGUGGAGGAUAAGACCAGGGCCAAUGAGCAGCUGACAGAUGAGCUGGCCCAGAAAACGACUACAUUGACAACCACACAGAGAGAGCUGAGCCAGCUACAGGAGCUUAGCAACCACCAGAAAAAGAGGGCUACUGAGAUCUUGAACUUGCUGUUGAAGGAUCUGGGGGAGAUAGGUGGAAUUAUUGGCACCAAUGAUGUGAAGACCUUGGCGGAUGUGAAUGGAGUCAUUGAAGAGGAAUUCACCAUGGCCCGCCUGUACAUCAGCAAGAUGAAGUCAGAAGUCAAAUCUCUGGUGAACCGCAGCAAACAACUUGAGAGUGCCCAGAUGGACUCCAGCAGGAAGAUGAAUGCCAGUGAGCGGGAGCUGGCAUCUUGCCAGCUGCUCAUCUCCCAGCAUGAAGCCAAGAUCAAAUCUUUGACAGACUACAUGCAGAACAUGGAACAGAAGCGCAGACAAUUGGAAGAGUCCCAGGACUCCCUUAGCGAAGAGCUGGCCAAGCUCCGGGCCCAAGAAAAAAUGCACGAAGUCAGUUUUCAGGAUAAGGAAAAGGAACAUCUGACGCGGCUACAGGAUGCAGAGGAGAUGAAGAAGGCACUGGAGCAGCAGAUGGAGAGCCACCGGGAAGCUCACCAGAAGCAGCUGUCCAGGCUUCGAGAUGAAAUUGAGGAGAAGCAGAAAAUCAUUGACGAGAUCCGGGAUUUGAAUCAGAAACUGCAACUGGAACAGGAGAAGCUCAGUUCUGAUUAUAACAAGCUGAAAAUAGAGGAGCAAGAGAGAGAAAUGAAACUGGAAAAGCUCUUAUUGCUCAAUGAUAAAAGGGAACAAGCCAGAGAGGACCUUAAGGGGCUGGAGGAGACAGUGUCUAGAGAGCUGCAGACCCUCCAUAACCUCCGUAAACUCUUUGUCCAGGACCUGACCACCCGAGUGAAAAAAAGUGUGGAGCUGGACAGUGAUGAUGGAGGAGGCAGCGCCGCCCAGAAGCAGAAGAUUUCCUUCCUGGAGAACAACCUGGAGCAGCUCACCAAGGUGCACAAGCAGCUGGUGCGGGACAACGCGGACCUGCGUUGUGAGCUGCCCAAGUUGGAGAAGCGGCUGCGAGCCACCGCUGAGCGCGUGAAGGCGCUGGAGAGCGCGCUGAAGGAGGCCAAGGAGAACGCCGUGCGCGACCGCAAGCGCUACCAGCAGGAGGUGGAUCGCAUCAAGGAGGCCGUGCGAGCCAAGAACAUGGCCCGGAGGGUGCAUUCGGCCCAGAUCGCCAAGCCCAUUCGCCCAGGACACCACCCAGCCUCAUCUCCAACAGCGGUUCAUGCCAUCCGAGGAGGAGGAGGAGGAGGAGGUGGAUCUUCAAACUCUGCUCACUACCAGAAGUAAAAACAGGAUAGGACUCCACAGAGCACGUCAAGGACUACGUUAACCACCAAUUCCUUUACCCCCCCCCCCAUUUCCAUUUUCUUUUACACGUGCUUACCCCAGUCAUCUGCAGUACACCAGUUUCUGGUAUUUUGAGCUUUGUAGAAUUUCUGUUUGUACAGAUGUGUGCUUGGACUUUUCUCUUUCUGAGAAAUUGAAAGGAGAGGUUUACAGAACAUCUACUCACUAUUCAGAACCAUCUCCACGGACUCUGCCUCGGGGGAACUGGAGGAUCUCCAGGUUGUCCCUGGGGCGUCCUCAUUUGGCAGUGCACGCGACAGUACAUGUCCUAUCGGAGCACCCUGACAUGCCGUUCCCUGGAGGGAACAACCAAGUGCCGUGAGGCGGGUGAUCACAUGCUGCCUCAACUGUCUGGUUUCAUGUAUAAUAAACACAUUACUUUAUAUUUUUGGGGAACAAAAAAGUGCUGCUAUAGGGAUCAAAAUUUUCAUUCUGAACACUUUUCCGAAAACAAAUUACCCCGAAGGAGCAUUUUGAGUAUCCCGGUCACAUCUUUGGAUCUGUAAAAUACCCCUUUUAAUAUGGCAUCUGUUAAAAUGCAAAGCAGAUUUCUGCAAGGCAGAAAAACAAGCUGACAAUAGCAAUGUAGAAUUUAUUCAUUCAAAUACAUCUAUGUAAAUGGAAAAAGUCAUAAAAUUCACCUCCAAGCUGCUUACUAUUGAACCUGCGGCAUCUAGUCUCUGCCAGCCUGGUUGGUUUGAACAUCAUUCCUUCAGAAGUGUUGAAAAUGCUGCGAAGUUGGAUGAGUGGAGAUGGAGCUGCCCCUUCUUGCUUCUUUCUCCUUGAUCCUUCCAGAGCCUGCACUGGGGAUGGCCUGUUUGUCUGGGCAACCAUCUUAAGCUUCAAGAGGUACUGCUAAAGAAACCUAGCAUCCUUCCAGCAGCUGAAAAAGAAAGCCUGUGGGGGAAAGUACAAAACAAAAUUUGUGCCUGUCUAUGAAUAAGUUGCCAUUUUAACCCAUCAUUGCAGACUUUAUUUGAAUUCUCUUUGGCACCAAAUAGGCUUUAUAUUCUUCUAGGCAUAAUUAGAAGAUACCAGUAUAAAUGGAUUUUUUACAUUUAGCUAUUAUUAUUCUAAUAUAUGAAUCUAAAGCUGAUUCCUUUACUCCCAAUUGGGCAUAUUAAAAGGAUUGAUUUCCAAGUACUAAGGUUUUCAGGGAAACUGACAAGGAUCCAAGUAAGUUGAUCUUGUGUGCUGCUACUUGUUUUGACAAAACUUUGGGGUAAGUCAGUGACAACCCAACCAGUCCUGGUGAAAGCACCCAUCCUGUUAUGCCCAAGAUGUGUGAGCUGGCACUGUCACCUGCAGCUGUCACCGUUGGAGUGAAGUGUAUGCCAGGGGAGACUUUGGGUUUUCUCAUGGCCAUGUGGGCCAAAGAUAGUUCAAGUGUGUGUGUGUAUGUGUGUGUGUAAAAUACAAAGUACUGUGCACUAUCUUUUUAAAUUCUUGUAUAAAAUUUCUCUGACAGUAAUGCUGCUUUGAUUUAAUUUAUUUGUUAAAUGUUGCACUUUGUCUAUGUGUGUUUUGUUUUGGGGGAGUAUGAAAAGGAUGAAUUCUAUUCAAGUAUUUAGUCCAUACAGAUGACAAAUUUCAUUAAUUUUUUUUCAUCCUGAUUUUGUUGCCAUGUCUGCCCAAUCACUGCUUGGGCACUAAGUAAAGCACUUAUUUGCAGUCUGAGAGAAGGGUCCUUGCGGGGCAGGUUUUGCAAGACUUAUUGGGUAAUAACAUGCCACAGACUUCAACUUUGCUGGUGAUAUGUUUGUCUCUGACUUUGGAAGCUAAAACAAUCUCUGAGAGAGUUGCUGAUUAAGUAAUUGUCAAUACAUACCACUUACUAUUAUCCAUUAGGCAAUUGUAUUACUUUAUGUACGUUAAUUGAACAAAGGUUGGUAAUUUUCUUUCUUUUUUAGAAGGAGGAGGGGCUUUUGUUAACAGCCAUUAUAAAAUGGAUUAUUUUAGAUUCAUUCCAAAGUCAUUUCUCCCUGGGUACCCCUUUUCUACUUCUGAAGAAUUGGCUGGCCCUUUCAUGUUUCAAAAAGAAACAUUUACUUAUAGUUCCAUAUUACUUGAUCUCUACAAGGCCCUUACAAAAUCCACUCUACUUUUAUUCACAGAGAAAGUUGGCUUUGAUGUCUUUUAAAGAUAAUUCUGCUAGUUGCUGAUCAGCCAGUCAGUUCACCUAGCUUCAGUCUUUAUAUAGGACCUCUAAUCUAAUUUUCCUACACUGUGACUAAAGGGUAGGUAGAUCAUUAGAAUAGAAUAUAUAGUUCAUUCAAAUGGAUCCCCAAAUACUACUUUGUGUAAUAAGCUGCUUCUUAUAUCAGGACCACAUAUUCUUUUUUAAAAAUGCUGCAUUUAUGCAUUUUCCAUUUUUUAAACGCUAUUGCUCCACAUACCAACAUAAAAACUACAUUUCUGAGCCCAUGUCUGGUUAAAUUUUUGUUAUAUGUUACUUUUUGCUAGUUUGUAUGUGUGUUUUUCUCCUCUGAAUAAUUUUAUAUUUCAUAUCACUUCUUGAUAGUUUAUUCUUUGAUGCUAUCAGAGAAUAGCCAGAUGGUUUAUAUAAAUAACGUCUACCUGCAAGAUGGUAGCUUGCUAAAUUAGAGGAAUGCUGUUGGAGAUAUCAAGAUUUUUGGUUGGGAUCCAGAAUGUAUUACAGUAGUGCCAAAUGCAUUUUGGUCAAUUACUAGAGAAUUCUGUGUACACAUAUCACCUGUUAAAUGCUGUGCAGUUUGCUUUUGUUGAAUGGCAGGUAGUAGACAGAACAAUAAGGGUGGUUAAGACUUUUAAAGGAAACAGAAUAAUGUGAUUAAGAAAAUGAGAAUUUAUAGAAAUAUUGGAAUAAAUGAAGAAAUAAAAAUGGUUGUCUGGAAUGUAGUAUCUAGUGAAGCCUUCAAGUUCACAUACAGAAAUGAUUUUCCUGACCUAGACAAAACAAAGAUAUUACCAGGACUCAGUGGAUUCAGCUCCACUUUCCUGUAGAAAUAACCAAAAGCAAAUGAAAGCUCUUAACAGUUCCCUCUUUUGAAGUGUACAUUUGAGCAGGGCAGGAGUCAUUUGGACGCUAGAGAGAAGAUAUAUUAGAAAUGUUUUUCAUUUGCAGAGGGUAGGGGAGAUUUCACUUCAUUGUAUUAUCCUGAUUAUAGUGAGCAAACUAAAGGAACCAUAUUUCUAAUACUGUUUAUUUUAACUGACAAUUUAAAAUCUUUUUUUUUUUUUUAAAUGUUGAAUAAAGGCCAGGUAACUACCGAAGAGAGCAGCAAUCUGUGAAGUCUACUUACUUUCUUAAAAAUUGUGUAUCAAUUUUAAAUACUUUUCAUUGUGGGCAGAUAUAAGGGGAAUAGGGCAUUCUGUAGAAUUAUAUAUGUCUAGAUUGUAAAGCGUGUCCUGUGUACUGCAGAUAUGUGUUCUCUGGGUUUUAUGUAUCUGUACAGUAGCUUUCAUUUAAAAAAAAUUGUGGACAAACUUGUUUUGGUGGUUUUCGGGGGAGAAUGGCAGUUUGUAUCAAGUAACAAUGUGAUACCAUAGUAUGUGUCAUAAAAUACCUGGAAAUAACCCUCCCCUGGACUGUGGAAAAUUUUGGUUAUCUCCUUGGUUCUAAAAUGAAGAUGUAUGGAUACUCUGGCAGAAUGCAUGUUGUAUAAUUUGAAAAAUAAAAAAAGUGGACAAUAAAACUCAAUUAAACUUUG
Molecule: messenger RNA, 6720 nt
Organism: Heterocephalus glaber (naked mole-rat)
Lineage: Eukaryota; Metazoa; Chordata; Mammalia; Rodentia; Bathyergidae
Gene: Kif5c
Product: kinesin family member 5C
Biological process (GO): microtubule-based movement
Molecular function (GO): microtubule binding; microtubule motor activity; ATP binding
Source: RefSeq, a predicted model, not a curated record